AUGAGGAGGGUUAGGUUAGUGCUGAAAAGAGAACGAUGGAUGAGGAAGAAGACUCAGAGCGAUAUCGUAUUGGCGGGCCCCGGGGCUCUCCGGGAAAGACACCUGGGCAACCUCUGUGCAACACCGGGAUGCUCCGGGGGCAAGCUCCAACAACAGCACAACACGAGCUUCACCUUCUACCUCCACGUUCUCCUUCUCUUCUUCCCUUCUCUCCAAGCACAUAUCUCCAUAUCUACAUCCCACUACAUCAUCACCCUUCUCCUCCUCCAAUCGACACUCCCUCCCUCUUCACCUUCAAUUGGCAUCUACCGACAUCCUAACUCCUCCCACCAUACGGUCAUAAACCAUUCCCGCCCAAGGGAUAGCAAAAGGGUCCAAUCAUCCACAAUUCCCUGCUCCUACCACGCCCCGGUCGACCUUCGCAUCUUCACCACCAAGAUGUCCUCCCGAAAAGAAGAGAUCCUCGCAAAGCGAGCCAAACUCGAAGCUCUCAAACGGCAGCGUGAGCUACGGCGAGAUCACUUCUCAACCUCUAGGUCAGGUGAAACUGAGUUUGCCUCUCCACAAGCAAUCCGCGGCCCCGCCCGUCUUGACGACAGAAUAUCCGACAUAGACAGCCUAAUCCACGAAAUCAUCGGCGAAGGCAGACCAGGUUCCGCAGGCCCCUCCAGCAAAAAGAGUAUAAGUAGACCUACCUCUGUGCUGAGUGCCGCUGAAUCAAACGUCUCCGAACAUACUUCCGCCCAGUACGCUAUUCCCCACACCGAAUCCUCACAACAUACAGUAGCAACAAUAUCCCACCAAGUCCUCACCACCAUCGCCCCCCGUGUAAUCUACGACGCUCCCCCCGCCGCAACAAAAGAAAUAGUAACCUACAGCAAACAAGUCCAAACAACCGAAUCAUGGCUAUCAACAGGCGUAGGCACCGACGACAUUGAAGUCGACGCCGAAGGCGAACCCUCAAACCGUUCAAAACCCGAAGAAGAAGAACUAAAAGACCGCAUCCGCGAAUUAGAAGAAGAAAUCGCCGCUUUACAAUCAAGAGAAAUAGACCCCGCGGAUGCCACACAAGAUGGCGCCGACGGUACCGGCGCAUCCGCCAAAAAGGAAUAUAAAGUCCGAGAACUCGACGACGAUGAAAAACAAGUCAUCACCUCUACCGACGAAUUCGCUGAAUUCAUCGAACGUAGUACAAAAGUCAUGGAAAGAGCCUUAGACCAAGACUACGACAUCCUAGCGGACUACGGUCUCGGUCACUCAACCACAGACGAAGACUCAGGCGGCAGGAAAAUCAAAGAAACGAUUCAAUUCUACUCAGAUCGAUGGUCUAAAAAACGUAUAGUCAGCGAUAUCCACUUCUCACCCAAAUUCCCAGAAUUAGUAUUAGCAUCAUACACCAAAAACCCAUCGGCACCACACGACCCCAACGGAUUAGUACAAGUCUGGAACCUCCACCUCCACGACCGACCAGAAUACAUCUUCCACGCUCAAUCCGACGUCCUAACCGCUCGGUUCAGUCCAUACCAUCCAAACCUCAUCAUCGGCGGUGCUUACUCCGGACAAGUCUUAAUCUGGGAUACCCGCGCAAAAUCACAAUCAGUACUUCGCAGUCCCCUAACGGGAUCCGGUCACUCCCACCCGGUCUACAGCGUCCAAGUAGUCGGAACACAAAACGCAAACAACAUUGUCAGUUGUUCUACAGACGGAUUGGUAUGCGGAUGGUCGAUGGAUAUGCUAGCAAACCCCCUGGAAGUAUUAGAACUUACGUCUCCAAGUCCCGGUCGAAACGACGAUUUAGCUCCAACGUGUAUGGCAUUCCCUUAUUCGGAUCCUACAUACUUCCUCGUAGGAACCGAAGAAGGUGGGAUAUACCCAUGCCACCGAUACGACCGAGCAGGAGCAAAAGCCGGUGUAGAACCUCGAAUCUCAUAUCGAGGUCACGCGGGACCCAUAAUGGCAAUCGACUUUCAUCCAGUAAAGGGUCCAGUAGACUUUGGAGAUUUGGUAUUAUCGGCAAGUCUGGAUUGGUCUGUAAAACUAUGGAAGGCUAGACCACCUGCUGCGACAGCUACGGCGGUAGUCCCGGGUGCUCAACCGUUAGUAGCAACCCCAUUGAUGGACUUUGCGAGAGAAGAUGUAGUUUAUGAUGCAAAAUGGUCUCCUGUGAAACCCGGUGUAUUUGGGUUGGUAGAUGGAGCGGGUAGUCUGGAGGUAUGGGAUUUAACGGUUGAUAUCGAAGUACCCGUGGCGAAGGUUUCACCUACUGUUAGAGCCGGAGCGACGAGUUUGUUAACAAGGAGUUUGAAUAAAUUGGCAUGGGAGGAGACCGACGGGAGAAGGAUCGCAGUCGGUGGGUUGGAUUCUACGGUUACGAUAUUCGAGGUUGGAAAUGAAUUAGGAGGGUUAGAAGGGGUUAGAGGGGAUGAAUGGGGUAGUAUGAAGAAAUUGAUUGGGAAGGCCGAGAGUGGCGGUGGGGUUUUUGGAAGUGGAGGGGUUGUUAAUGCUGCGUGA
Orbilia oligospora ATCC 24927 is the source of this 2511-nucleotide messenger RNA. RefSeq lists its product as uncharacterized. The transcript has 3 exons. Gene Ontology annotation, molecular function: dynein light chain binding; dynein heavy chain binding. Gene Ontology annotation, biological process: transport along microtubule. The record is from RefSeq and is a predicted model, not a curated record. Gene Ontology annotation, cellular component: cytoplasmic dynein complex. Bases 1 to 2511 code for a protein of 836 amino acids. NCBI's taxonomy places the organism in Eukaryota, Fungi, Ascomycota, Orbiliomycetes, Orbiliales, Orbiliaceae.